UCUAUGUCUGUCAGUUGAAGUGGAGAUGGGAAACAGUUGUGAUAAAGAGGUGCCGGCAGAAAGGUCCGCCGACAGACGGAGUAUCCCAGGGACCAGUACAUCAGAGAAACCCAACUCCAUGGAUACUGCAAAUACUUCACCCUUCAAAGUACCAGGGUUCUUCAGCAAGGGCCUGAAAGGCUCCAUCAAGAGGACCAAAAGCCAAUCAAAGCUUGACAGAAACACGAGCUUUUGGCUUCCAUCCCCUCGAAAUACAGAUGACGGGUCUUGUGGGCUGCCUAAACUAAAGGAGUCACGUUCCCAUGAGUCCUUGCUGAGCCCGUGCAGUGCGGUGGAAUGUCUGGACCUUGGUAGAGGGGAGCCCGUGUCUGUGAAACCGCUCCAUAGUAGCAUCCUUGGACAGGACUUCUGCUUUGAGGUUACCUACUUAAGUGGAAGUAAGUGCUUCAGCUGUAACUCUGCUUCAGAGAGAGAUAAGUGGAUGGAAAACCUUCGAAGGACAGUUCAACCAAAUAAGGACAAUUGCAGACGAGCUGAAAAUGUUCUCCGUUUAUGGAUCAUCGAAGCCAAGGGCCUUGCCCCCAAAAAGAAAUAUUUCUGUGAACUGUGCCUUGAUGAUACCCUCUUUGCUCGUACAACCAGCAAGACCAAAGCAGAUAAUAUUUUCUGGGGUGAACAUUUUGAAUUCUACAGCCUUCCGCCUCUUCAUAGCAUCACAGUUCACAUUUAUAAAGAUGUGGAAAAAAAGAAAAAAAAAGACAAGAAUAAUUAUGUAGGGCUAGUCAACAUCCCCACUGCCAGUGUGACUAGCCGCCAAUUUGUAGAAAAGUGGUAUCCUGUGAGUACACCUACACCCAACAAAGGAAAGACAGGAGGGCCUUCUAUUCGGAUUAAAUCAUGCUUCCAGACUAUUACCAUUCUACCUAUGAAACAAUACAAAGAAUUUGCGGAAUUUGUCACCAGCAACUACACCAUACUGUGUUCUGUCCUUGAACCAGUAAUUAGUGUGAGAAAUAAAGAGGAGUUGGCUUGUGCCUUAGUUCACAUUCUUCAAAGUACUGGCAGAGCCAAGAAUUUUCUGACUGACUUGGUGAUGUCUGAGGUGGAUCGUUGUGGAGAGCAUGACGCCUUGAUCUUCAGAGAGAACACCAUCGCUACCAAGUCCAUUGAGGAGUACCUCAAGUUGGUAGGACAGCAGUACCUCCAUGAUGCACUGGGGGAGUUCAUCAAAGCUAUGUAUGAGUCAGAUGAAAACUGUGAAGUGGAUCCCAGCAAAUGUUCAUCUAGCGAGCUGAUAGACCAUCAGAGCAACCUGAAAAUGUGCUGUGAGCUGGCUUUCUGCAAGAUCACCAACUCCUACUGUGUUUUCCCUCAGGAACUGAAAGAAGUAUUUGCAUCGUGGAAGCAGCAGUGCUUGAACCGCGACAAGCAAGACAUCAGCGAGCGACUCAUCAGUGCCUCGCUGUUUCUCCGUUUUCUGUGCCCAGCCAUUAUGUCUCCCAGUCUUUUCAACCUUAUGCAGGAGUAUCCUGAUAACUGCACGUCUCGGACUCUGACUCUAAUUGCCAAGGUCAUUCAGAACCUGGCAAACUUUGCGAAAUUUGGUAACAAAGAAGUAUUCAUGGCAUUCAUGAAUGAUUUUUUAGAACAUGAAUGGGGUGGAAUGAAGCGGUUUCUUUUGGAGAUCUCUAAUCCAGACAUCAUCUCAAAUACCCCAGGCUUUGAUGGUUACAUUGACCUGGGUCGAGAGCUUUCAGUUUUGCAUUCCUUACUAUGGGAAGUAGUGUCCCAACUUGAUAAGGGUGAAAAUUCCUUCCUACAGGCAACCGUGGCAAAAUUGGGACCUCUCCCUCGUAUUCUUGCCGAUAUUACCAAAUCUCUGACUAACUCUACACCAAUACAACAGCAACUGAGACGCGUCACUGAGCAUAGCUCCAGCCCAAAUGUCAGUGGACGUCUCUCCUCUGGGCUGCAGAAAAUAUUUGAAGACCCCAUUGACAGUGACUUGCAUAAACUGAAAUCUCCAAGCCAGGAAAACACGGAUGGCGAUUUCCGAGGGAAAACAUUAUUGCUGGUUCAGCAGGCCUCUUCCCAGAGCAUGACUUAUUCUGAAAAGGAUGAAAAAGAAAGUAGCCUUCCCAAUGGCCGGGGCAUCUCCCUCAUGGACCUUCAGGACACUCGCGCUGCUCAGGGGGAGCAUGUGCCUGCUGUGCUCAAUGUGCCUAUGCGCUUGACCGGAAACCAGCUCUCCAUCACCCAGGGGGCCAGCAUCAAACAACUGCGGGAAACCCAGAGCACUCCCCAGAGCACACCCCAGGUGAGGAGGCCCCUGCACUCAGCCUUGAACCAGCCAGGCAGCCUCCAGCUCUUGUCAUUCCAGAACCCUGUCUAUCACCUCAAUAACCCAAUGCCAGCAAUGCCAAAGGCCUCUGUGGAUUCCAGUUUGGAGAACCUAAGCACUGCCAGUUCCAGGAGUCAAAGUAACAGUGAGGACUUCAAACUCAGCGGACCCAGCAAUAGCAGCAUGGAGGAUUUCACCAAACGUAGCACUAAAAGUGAGGACUUCUCCAGGUGGCACACUGUGCCAGACAGACACAUACCUCUUGCCCUGCCACGGCAAAACAGUACUGGGCAGGCCCAAAUCCGAAAAAUGGAACAGGCUGGGUUAGGUGCCCGAGCCAAAGCACCGCCAUCCCUGCCCCACAGUGCAGCCUUGCGAAGCACAGGGAGCAUGUCCGUGGCAUCUACAGCCCUGGUGGCUGAACCCGUGCAGAAUGGGUCCCGGUCCCGGCAGCAGUCUUCUUCCUCCAGAGAGAGCCCUGUUCCCAAAGUGAGAGCAAUCCAGAGACAACAGACUCAGCAGGUCGGGGUUCAGUCUCCUGUGGACUCUGCCACAAUGUCCCCAGUAGAGAAGACAGCAGCCUGGGUUCUGAACAAUGGGCGAUAUGAAGAGGACGUGGAAGAAUCUGAGAAAAAUCAAGAUGAAGCCAAGCAUGCUGAGAAGUAUGAGCAGGAAAUUACCAAACUGAAGGAGCGCCUGCGGGUGACCAGCCGGCGGCUGGAGGAGUAUGAGUGCCGGCUGCUGGCACAGGAGCAGCAGAUGCAGACGCUGCUGCUGGAGUACAAGGCCCGGCUGGAGGACAGCGAGGAGCGGCUCCGCAGGCAGCAGGAGAAGGACAGCCAGAUGAAGAGCAUCAUCAGCAGGCUAAUGGCUGUGGAAGAGGAAUUGAAGGAUCACGUUGAGAUGCAAGCAGUUAUUGAUGCAAAGCAAAAAAUAAUUGAUGCACAGGAAAAACAGAUCGUGUCCCUGGAUUCAGCCAACACCAGACUCAUGAGCGCACUGACACAGUGAAAGCACUGCAGUCGUUAGAGGGGGAAUGUGGGAGCUGUGUGUGAGUGAGAACCAAGCCCCGGGUCCAGGAGACAAAAACCACGUGUCUGUCUAGCUGAUAGAGGCACAUAGAGUGCAGUAGGACUUUGUCAGAAUGAAUUUUGCAGGGAUUCAUCUGCCAGUUUAAAAAACCUGCUCUGACCCCCUUGUCAUUUAGGAAAACAUGCAAAUACCAUGAUCCAAACAAAACAGUUUAUCCCAUUGGUCAAGACUGGCUCUGGAUGGACAUCUAAGCUGAUUUGGGGAUACACUGUUUCAGAGGACACAGAUAAGAGCCGUUGCAUCAAAACUGGACUUUAGGAGUGUUUCCUUUGAACUCCUGUUGAUGUUUAUUUCCUUCUGC
This is a messenger RNA of Manis javanica (Malayan pangolin), 3734 nucleotides long. The record is from RefSeq and is a predicted model, not a curated record. NCBI's taxonomy places the organism in Eukaryota, Metazoa, Chordata, Mammalia, Pholidota, Manidae.